CUGGGGUGUGGUCAGAUGACACUAACCUGGCUGGUGUGUUUUUCAACCUCUGCUCUGAUUCUUCACUCAACCUAACAAAAAUACUAGUACGGUAUUGACUUUUUUAUUCAACAAUGGAAUGAAGUUGAUUCUUCAGUGAGGACUAUUUCGUGGUAGGGAAAAUCUUGUUCUUAAAACGAAGGUGUUUGCGGUUACUUUGGUACAGUGUGUUAACCUCGUCUGACCACUUUACCGGAUCAUUAUCACGUGUGUGUCGUAAGUUUUCGGUCUCACUAAACCAUGGACCGUCUGAAGUUAGUUCUGCAGUAUUUUCAGUCCAAUUCCGAGUCCAUAUCAAAUGGAAUCUGUAUUGUACUGGCCCUGAUCAGUGUGAAGCUCUACACCAGCUUUGACUUCAACUGCCCCUGUAUUCCACAAUACAACAAACUCUACGCACUGGGGGUGAUGUUUGUCCCGCCUUUAAUAUUCUUCUUCCUGGGAAUCUUGGUCAAUCGACACACAGGGGUCAUGAUGGAAGAAUGGUUGAGACCCAUUGGGAAGAGAAGCAAAAAUCCUGCCAUUGUCAAGUACAUGUUCUCUGCCAUGAUGCAGAGGGCCCUACUGGCACCCAUGGUGUGGAUUCUGGUCACUCUGCUGGAUGGGAAGAUCUUCAUCUGUGCUUUCAGCAUGAGUGUAGACCCCAAGCCUUUCUCAGGCAUGCCCAACAAUACUGGCCUUGACCUGAUCAAGCUCAUGGCCAAGGUGCCCUGCAAGGAGGAUAUGAUCUUCAGGAACAGCACAUUUCGUAAAGCUGUUUCACGCUACGUGCGCUGCUACUCCCAAGCGAUUGGCUGGUCUAUCCUCCUCUUCUUCAUUCUCUUGGGUGCGCUGGGCCGUCUCAUCAAGCCCUGUUUCGACGACCACGCCACCAACCUCCAGACGCGCUACUGGAGCAACUACCUGGACAUCGAGCAGAAGCUCUUCGAUGAGACCUGCGUGCUUCACUGCCGCGAUUUUGCCCGCAAGUGCGUUGUGCAGUUCUUCGAGGGCAUGCGGGAAGACGCAGUACUCAGACUGCCUCUCUCACCCGAAGUCAGGUACAGGGGGGAAGAAGACAUGGUGGAUGAAGAGGAGGAGAGACUCCAUGGGAUCACCAAGCAGGAACAGAUGGAUCAACUGCUUCAAACAUGGUUCCAGUGUAAACCUGAGCUGGAUGUCACUAGGAUGGCCUACAGACCUAGGGUGUGUGUCACCUGGGAGGACCACAAUGGACAAACCCUCUACUCAGAUGUUUAGAUGUGUGUGCGCACAAUAGUAUAAGAAUCUAUAAGCUACAAACAAUACAUUCAACAUGAUUAUGUCGAAAAUACUUUUAGAGAGCGGACCUUAGAAAUCUUGUUCCUCAGAAUAUUUGAAUAUGCUGGGAUUUAGACUAGCUAGUUUUGCAUAGUUAAUUUUACAUACUCCAUGAAUACAAGACAUGCAAAUUACAGAUGGACUGACAAAUAGUCCCUAGUGGUGCCUGAUUCAUCUAAUCACAACAAAUAACUAAUUCAAAGGUUACUACUAUGUAAUUAUAAUUUUACCAUAUAUAUAUAUAUAUUAGAGAAUCCCUGGUAAUUUCUGUACCAUAACAUAAAGUGCCAAUAAAUAUUAUUAUUGUA
Oncorhynchus keta (chum salmon) is the source of this 1643-nucleotide messenger RNA. RefSeq names its product calcium homeostasis modulator 3 (gene calhm3). The record is from RefSeq and is a predicted model, not a curated record. Bases 280 to 1275 code for a protein of 331 amino acids. The transcript has 4 exons. NCBI's taxonomy places the organism in Eukaryota, Metazoa, Chordata, Actinopteri, Salmoniformes, Salmonidae. Gene Ontology annotation, molecular function: monoatomic cation channel activity.